AUGGCUGACGAGACACCGAAAGAAGACUCCAAGAGCAAGCAGCUAAGUGAAGCAGAGAAGGAUGAUGCCGAAACAGCGAGCGAAUCCUCUCACACGACGCGUCACCAUCACGAAACGUCAAAGCACGGACAGUCUCGGAGGGCGCUGUCAAGUCGGAAGUCUUCACGACGUUUUUCAUUUUCGCCCCCUGUGGCCGGCGUCACGUCUACUAACUUCGGCAGUGAGCUCAAAUCGCCUCCAAAGGCCGCGCCUGAAGCAUCGUCCCCGGACGCGGAACAGUUCGCAGGCUUCAGCUGGACGUCGCCCGAGGAAUAUCUGACCGUGCCGAACGAAGAAUCGCGCCCGAAACCUGCUGCGGUACAAGACACGGGUUCUUCCGAGAUCUCACCUCAAAAGCUGGCCGAAAAAUCGACUGUUGCUAGCGACCACUCUGCACCGACGACUGAAGCACCAUUCGCGAGGUCUUCUGCAACGUCAGCCGCGAAGUCAGAAGGACAGCCGACGGCGGCGACAAGUGACCAAUCAAGUCCGAAGUCAGCCGAAAAGAUUCCGGAAAGAAAGUCGGACAUGACAAGUCACGAGUCAACUGCGGAGCCUGCUGGGAGAGAAGAGAUGACGGCGGUUGAUGGGACGUCACCUCGUGAGUCAACGCAGAAGUCCCCUAUAUACUCAAGCGACGCGGCAGUCUCCAAGUUCGCCGAAGAGCGGGGUGCAGCGUCAACCCCCAAGCCUGCUGGGAAGCAUCAUACGAAGCCAACUGCGACGUCGCCUAUGAAAUCGGCCGAAAAGUCAAUUGCGCCAGACGAUUUGUCAGCCUCGAAGAUCUCCGAGGAGCAAACCACAAGUUUGACUGUGAUCACUCCUCUAAGGUCGAUUUUGAAGUCCGGCAAGAUAAGUGAAGCAUGCUCCCCGAAGCUCUAUGAGAAGCAAGACAUCGUGUCGACUGGGACGUCGCCUCGGAAGUACGCUUCAAUGUCGCCCACGUCAAGUGACCACUCGCACUACAAGAGAGCUAAAGAUCGAACCACGAGGUCGUUCGCGACGUCGCCUAUGAUGUCGAUCGAAAAAACGACGAAGCCAAGGGAGGAGUCAUCUAACAAGCUCUGGGAGAAGCGGGACGCAAGAUCGUUGCCGACGUCGCCUAACAAGUCGACUGACACAGCUGUCGUGAAGGCGCCAACUGACCGGGUGGUCGACACCUACGCUUCUGAAGCGGUUUCGGCGGGCAAGCACCGCGGAGCUCACAUAAAGCCGUCCAUGAGGUCAGUCGGGACAUCACCCAUAGACUGGCCCGAUAGGACUCCUGCGGAGUCUCCCUACAGAGCCACGUCGAAUGACGCAACGGGCGUGGAUAGCGACGUGCUUGACAACUACAAGAGGAUCUCGUCGUUAGUCCGAGAGCGCAACUCUCAGCAACAGACUGUAAGGAUGGUGGUGGCCAACCGCCUGGUGGUGGCAGGAUUGUUGUCCGCGCUGGCGUUUGUGCUCAGCGUCCGCAUGAUGAAGGUGGCACACUACACCGACGUGGUGACCAUGGAGGGCACCCUGGUGGGCCUGCUGGUUCGCAGCAGUCAAGGGGUCGCCGUCAGGCGCUUCCUGGGCGUGCCGUACGCGAAGAGCACCACCGGCAGCCAUCGGUUCGGCAUGCCCGUGCCGCUGCACAAUUUUCCCGCCUUGCGUUACGAGGCACUGGAACACGGACCUCCGUGCACCCAGUGGCUCAACGACAGCGUGGUCGGCUCCGAGGAUUGUCUCAGCCUCGCCAUCUGGGCGCCCACUAUAACAGAAUCGACGGCGCGAAAGAAGCCCGUAGUCGUCGUGCUGACAGGCAAGCAUGUCGAAUGGUCCGAUUAUAAAGUGGAGUGUUCCAAGAACAAGUGCCUACGCACGUACGUAUAUAGUACGAUGGGUGCGAGAAAGGCGAGAGGUCGAUUCCUGCUUUUAGGAUCUCCAAAAAACGCCAAUAAAGAAUUGGGCACGUGUUAUGACGUAGGCGAGUGGUUUGAGACCGGGUCCAAUAGUGACCACGACUGGACCGAGUUGGCGGCACUGGCCGACUGCGUGGUGGUGUCCGUCAACCACCGGCUCGGGGUCAUGGGCUUCUUCAAACCGGACUUGUCGGACGCCGUGUACGACGUGGCCUUCAAGGACCUGCAGCUCGCCGUCGACUGGACGCGUCGCAACGCCGGGGCCUUGGACGGAGACCCCGACGCGCUGAUGGCCCUGGGCCACGGCUCGGGUGCCUUCAUGCUCGCCGUCACGAUGAUCUCUCGCGAACACCACGUAGGCUUCAAGCGGAUGCUUCUCCAGGGUCUGUACCCGACCAUGCCACUCAGCCUGAACACUCCUUCCAUGGGCCGGGGCUACAUGCACAGCAUGACGACGUUCCUCGGCUGCCAGUCCGGCGAUCCCAGCGCGCUGUUGUCUUGCCUCAGGGAGGCCUCCCAGGAACAGCUGCUCAGGGCAGUGCGCCACAUCAACAUUCCGCUAAGGUUCGUGCCGACACGCUUCGAAGGGUACAGGGUGGGCGACAUCUCUGACCACGACGUCUGGAAGUUCGACGCCGACGUCGACAUCAUCUUGGGCAGCGCCCUGUCCUUGGGCGAGGCGUUCAAUGACCAGUACCUGCUGCCCUACGCCGCUAGGCAGAAGAUUCCCUACGACCCGGUGCAUACCCUUCGGAGCGUCUGCUUGUUCCUCAAGGAGCGAGCCUGCACCAUCAGGGGCGGUGCGAACCGCACACAAGCGGCGCAGUCCGUGGAGGGUAUGACGGAGCAGCAGCUGGAAGAAUACAUGGCGCACCUGUGGACGACGUGUGCCUCGCGCGCCAUGGCCGACGUGGCGGUACUUAAGAACGCCACCGUUCGCCACUACGCGACCGCCACCUCCGGCGGUCUAUUCGACCCUCCGCUCACGCUCGCCGACGUCGCCGCAUUCUUCAAGGCAGGUGCAGUGCCGCCUCUGAGAAGCGGCCUUCCGUGGCCGGUGUACGAGCGAGGCGGUGUGUCACGCAGCGAUCUCUGGCCCAACUCCAGCGAGGAGACCAUCGGGGCGGCCGCCAACGAGAUAUGCAGCAAGACGCGGGCGUUCGCCCACUAUUUGUACUGAACGAUGCUGCGAUACCGAGGACUUACUCCGUGAUCGAGGAACACGGAGCCGCGUUUGUCAGACGCAAGUCUCCAUCGCACUUUAACGUUAGAGGCUGUCGUUAGCAAAUGAUAGU
Dermacentor silvarum is the source of this 3223-nucleotide messenger RNA. RefSeq lists its product as uncharacterized. NCBI's taxonomy places the organism in Eukaryota, Metazoa, Arthropoda, Arachnida, Ixodida, Ixodidae. The coding region runs from base 1 to 3108 and encodes 1035 amino acids. The record is from RefSeq and is a predicted model, not a curated record. The transcript is spliced from 9 exons.